This is a messenger RNA of Chara braunii, 1950 nucleotides long. NCBI's taxonomy places the organism in Eukaryota, Viridiplantae, Streptophyta, Charophyceae, Charales, Characeae. The record is from the annotation of a GenBank genome assembly.
AUUCGUGUAUGUGUUUUUGAUGCUCCUUUGCCUAAAGGGGCGCAGAGACGCGCUUGAGUCGAUGCUGCACCAUGAGGCUUGGGACAACAUUCCCUGGGAGUCUCGGUUGGUUGACCAGGCGGUGUGGGUGCGCCAGACUAUCCACGACGGAUUGUUUUGGCGGGACGUGGUGAUGACUCCGAUCCACCAGUUGCUCAGGAGGCUGGAUAGGGGCGGGAUGGUUAUGUCCCUGGUUUAUUCUUGGAGUCGCCGUGUGGUAGAUGAGUUGCGACUCUUGCAGGACGGAAAGAGGAUCCCCUCCGAGAUAGUCGAUGAUUGCAUCGAUCAGGUCCUCACCCGUCGCCAGCAUAUGCUGGAGCAGGCGCACGCCGCGGCACAUCUCCUCAACCCUCGUAGGCGUUAUCUUCGGUGCUACGAUGCGAGGGUGAGGACAGCAGAGGAUUUGGAGGUUGUGCAGGAGUGCGACAACUUAUUUCUUGCCCAGACGGGGGGAGAUCGGGCAGGCGCUCGAUACCUCCGAGUGUAUGAGCAGAUGAGACUGUUUCACGCACGUAUGGGUCCUCUUUUGACCGACCCUGCCACGAGGGACGCGGAGGCGCAGGCAUGCAGGGGGAACGACGAGAUGCUGCUUGGUGGCAGGAGCACAGAGGCGCAUACCUCGAUCUUCAGGAGAUUGAAGUCGCACGAUGACCCUCCACGAGGUACAUUUGACACACGUCAUGGCACCGGACGUGGCGCGGGGACGAAAGGCACUAGAGGUGCCACACAAUCGAGGAGGGUGUUCGAUGUUGACACCACCGACGAUGAGAAGGCAGUGGAGGAUGACGAGGCUUUGUUGCGUCCAUGUCAUUCGUCGGCGCCUGAGGUGGGGAGAGACGCUCAGCCUCAUAGACGGUCGGAGAGGCUGGUUGGCCGGGACAGCAAAGCCACGCAGAUAGAGACCAGUUGUUCGCAGCACCUAGAGGAGAUACAGUGUGAUACGGUGGAGCGUGAGCGGUUUGACCAACACACUCCUAUUCACACACACACAUCACAGGACAUGCCUUCGGACUUGCGGACAAGGAACUUCAUGGUGGGUGGGGAGGGCACGUCUGGUGACGGCAUUGGCAGAGGUCAGCACGUUCGAGUGAGAGAUAUGGCGGACUACUGUCCCCGUGACACGCAGAAGAAGGAGACCGAGGCAGAGCGUGAUGCGCGCAUUGACGCCGAGGACGAGAGGCGUUUGUCUCGGAUGCAGUGGGCAGGGAGGGCGUUUUUUUUGGUGGAGGCGGAGCGCAUGAGAUGGUUGGAGACCAUUGGUGCAGGUGACGAUGAUGACAGCGUGGAGGGUUUGAUUGGACCGGAUGCUGCCGUGCAGCCUUCGGGUGGGGGUUGUGCUGAUGAUCCACUUGUGUCUGCAUCGCCUACUGCUACGACACACCAUGCCACUCUCUCGCCAUCCCCGACCGUUACUGGACAUGUUGAUGUUCCAUGUGUGUCAGCAGCGCCUCCUGUACCAUGGGGGUUGCCUCCCUCCGAGGCUCGUCUUACCUCAGAGGCAGGAGGUUUAGGCGCGAUGGACUCGGAGUCGGAUGUUGUGCGUGACGUUGUACUGGGACUUAUGGCACCUGCAGGUGCGGAGGUAGAGCUGGUGUUAGCUGGAUACGAGGAGGAGAGGGCGGGACGUUCAAUCUCGGACACGCAGGUGGUAGCUAGACACGAGGAGGAGACGGCGGGACACGAGGAUCCGCUGCAAGGGACCCCUAUAGGCCGUGACGGAUGUACUGGUAUCCGUGACGCAUCGAUGCCAUCUUAUACCCCUGUCAGCCCUUUAUAUUCAGGAUCCCCCGUGAGUUUGGAGCGUGAGGAGGCGGAGUCGGCGAGGAUUAGAGAGGAGCGAUGAGCUGCUCACAGUCAUAUGCGUCCACCGGCACUCGCCACGCCCAGUGCACAGACAGUUGCCCGGCAUCU